This is a messenger RNA of Macadamia integrifolia, 1416 nucleotides long. Its product is annotated as phosphatidylcholine:diacylglycerol cholinephosphotransferase 1-like. The transcript is spliced from 2 exons. Gene Ontology annotation, molecular function: diacylglycerol cholinephosphotransferase activity. Bases 222 to 1079 code for a protein of 285 amino acids. The record is from RefSeq and is a predicted model, not a curated record. NCBI's taxonomy places the organism in Eukaryota, Viridiplantae, Streptophyta, Magnoliopsida, Proteales, Proteaceae.
ACCUUCCAAAUCCGUGCUCUCCCAACUCCCAAGUCUCAACCCUAGAAAAAAAAAAUGGAAAAUCCAACCUCUGGUUGGUGAGACUUUGUAUAUGGUGAACAAAUUUACUCCCAUUCCGUUCUGUUCCCAUUGGUAUCUCCGCCGCCCUACCCUCACCAGACCUCACCUCAUUUAUAACGAUUUUACCUCACUUUCCCUUAUGGAGAUUCACCAUUACGGUAAUGGCAAUGAAGGAGAUCGGUUGCCAUUGUCGUUCUUAUGGUACUCUCAGGGACACACCAAGUAAGGAACCCAGAUCCUGUAACGGCAUUAACGGCGGCGGCGGCGGCGGUGGCGGUGGAGGAGACAAAGGAACCAACAUGACCAGGAAUAAGAAUCUCAAGGUGGGUAAAACGAUUACGUUACUCGGAUGGACAAUGGAGGAUGCGGUGGAUGUGGUAAGGUACCACCCGAUCAUAUGCGUUUUCGCCCUUUCCUUGCUGUUUUUCAUGGCGGUAGAAUAUACCCUUUUCAUGAUCCCUCCUUCAUCUCCUCCUUUCGAUCUGGGUUUCGUCAUCACCCGCUCUUUCCACCGCUACUUGUCCGAUCGCCCCUCCCUCAACACCUUCCUCGCCGCUCUCAACACUGUGUUUGUGGGAAUGCAAAUGACGUAUAUUCUGUGGACAUUGUUGGUGGAAGGGAGGCCGAGGGCGACCAUUUCGACUCUGUUCAUGUUCACAUGCAGAGGGAUACUUGGUUGCUCGACGCAACUGCCGUUGCCGGAGGGGUUCUUGGGGUCGGGAGUAGAUUUUCCGGUGGGGAACGUAUCCUUCUUCCUGUUCUUCUCAGGACACGUUGCGGGGUCAGUAAUAGCUUCGCUGGACAUGCGUCGGAUGCAGAGGAGGGAAUUGGCGUGGCUGUUUGACACGCUUAAUGUGUUACAGGGAGUUAGGCUGCUGGGCACAAGGGGUCACUACACCAUUGAUUUGGCCGUUGGUGUCGGUGCCGGCUUCCUCUUCGAUUCUUUCGCCGGAAAGUACGAGAAGGAGAGCAAGCGUAAGAGAGCUGCUAAUCGUCUUCAGGGCGCUUUACUCAAGUAAUUAUCAUAAAAGGGUUCAGGUCCCCUGUGUAAAUUGUGGAUGGGAAUGGAAGGAAAGGGUCGAAAGAUUGGAAAUUGGAAGAAAAGAAACCAAUGCUGCCUGGUUAGUGGGAUUGAUUGUGGGAAUCUGCUGUUGCUUCUUUCGACUUUUCUUGGAUGUUUCUGCAAUUUUCUCAGUUCUUCUCCGUCAUAUCUGCAUGCAAUGUAUGCAGUUGUACUUAAAGUGGAUGGAUUUGAAAUCUGGAAUUGGGUACUGCAGGGAAAGAUUGCUGUCAGUUUUAGUUCCUUCGUUUCAUUGCUUAUUUAUGGGUAUUUAGUGCAACUGGCUUUCACAAACA